ACCUGGAUCUCCACUUUCCAUCCUUCCAGUGAUAUCAUCGGCGAGCCGUGCUACAAGAUUCUGCGGCCACUCUAUCCGGACACUGCACAGCUUAACUUUGCACUAUCAACCUUCACCACUGCAUCAUGGGUGUCGAGAAGACUACGAUCAAGCCCGGUAACGGCGUGGAUUUUCCAAAGAAGGACGAUGUCGUAUCAAUGGAAUACACGGGAUGGCUCCUUGAUGAGAGCAAGCCAGACAAGAAAGGAACGCAAUUCGACUCCUCCGUUGGAAGGGGCGACCUAUCGACCCCAAUUGGAAAAGGUCGCGUCAUCAAAGGAUGGGAUAAUGGCAUUCUGGGCACAGACGAUGGAAGGCCCAUGUCUCUAGGGGAGAAGGCUACGCUGGUUAUCUCACCCGAUUAUGGCUAUGGUGAACGGGGCUUUCCCAACGUCAUUCCUCCGAAUUCGACAUUGAUCUUCGACGUCGAAUUGAAGGCGAUCAACGGUAAAAAGGCAUGAUCAACUUCACGUUCCCUUAACCCGUGGAGUACAAGCACUAGGGUAUUCCAAACACGGUUUAUCCGGCCGACGAACGGCAGCUUCCAUCGACCAUUGAAUAUAUUCGACAACCUGCCGAAGCUGAAGGUUUCUGUCUUGCCAAGGCCCGGUGUGGGAAGCCGUUCCGAUAUCAUGUUC
Messenger RNA from Westerdykella ornata, 677 nucleotides. Its product is annotated as peptidyl-prolyl cis-trans isomerase. Lineage: Eukaryota; Fungi; Ascomycota; Dothideomycetes; Pleosporales; Sporormiaceae. Bases 126 to 500 code for a protein of 124 amino acids. Gene Ontology annotation, molecular function: peptidyl-prolyl cis-trans isomerase activity. The transcript is spliced from 5 exons. The record is from RefSeq and is a predicted model, not a curated record.